AAUAGUGACGGGAACGUGCUUGCUAUGUUGUGAUACAACCUAGAAAGGAAAGCUUUCAUAGAAAGGGAUGAAACCCGCGAUCCCAAUAACAUAGUAUAUUAUUGAUAAGAACGUUCUUGCCACAAUUCAGGAGUUUAAAAGGGAGCGAUCUUGCUAAAACAACUAGAUGGAAAAUCUAGAACUGAAUCUGUCAUCACUGGGUAUAAUUGCCAGACAUGUUGAAAAAAGUCGCAACGAACUGAGCAAGUAUUUGGCAAAACAGAUAUGGAGUCAGCAGGACCGGCAGGCCAUCCUCUCCUGCCUUGCUCAGCUGCUAUUGGAGAAAGACUACACUCUCCUGAUCGCCCGUCAUCUCAGGCCCCUGGUGCUGGACCUGCUGGAGAGGAACGCAGAGAGGAUAAGCGCAGACCGUAGGAUAAACCAUGACCUUCACGAGCGGCUGUGUGUGGCUCUUAGCAAGCUCCUCAACAUCAGCCCAGAUGCACGGGUGUUUGCUUCAAAGUACUUCAGCAAUGCCCCUCCGGUGUUCCAGAGGCUCUUCUUCACCAGCUCAGAGUCUUCGUCCAUCCAGUAUGGCCCCAGGCGCAUGAAGCUGCGAGACCUGAUGGGGGCUACCCUCCACUUCUUGCAGAGCGACUGCGCUAAAUUCAGGGAGCUGUGGGACUGGAGUGCCUGCGUGUCCCAGCUGCUCACCAGUGACGUCAUGGUCCGAUGGUACACGGCCCAUUGCCUGGCUCUGGUGUCUCACAUGACAGACAAUCAGAAGACCAUCUUCCUGAGAAAAGUGCUGUCGAGUGAGGAGAUUCUGCAUCUUAAAAUAAAGUCUCUUGAGGAAGAACAGCUGUUAGAAGUAGAAAAGGCUCUGGUGUUGGCCAAUCAGGGCUCUGUGAUGUGGCGUCAGGACAAGUGCAACAAGUUCACCAGGGCUCAGGUGGUGUCAGAGGACCUGUCCCGCAAUGUCGUUGCAGUCUGCGGAGUGGUUUUGCCCAAGAAAACACUCAACCAGCAAGAGCCAUGCCUCUCGAAGGAUCUGGUGCUGGUGGAGUCAACAUGCCAGAACCUGCGUAGACUGGCCUUGGCUGUGUCAUCCCAGAAGGCUGUGCUUCUGGAGGGGCCAAUUGGAUGUGGAAAGACUGCCCUGGUGGAGUAUCUUGCUGCUGUGACAGGGCACGUGAAACCUCCGGAAAUGUUGAAGGUUCAACUUGGUGAUCAAACGGACAGCAAGAUGUUGCUUGGGAUGUAUCGCUGUACAGACAUUCCUGGGAAGUUUGUUUGGCAGCCUGGUACUCUGACGCAAGCUGUUUCCCGGGGUCACUGGAUCCUGCUGGAAGACAUUGAUCAUGCACCUUUAGAUGUGAUAUCCGUGUUGCUUCCUCUAAUGGAGAACAGGAAGUUGAUUAUCCCUGGGCGGGAAGACUGUAUUGAAGUGGCCCCAGGCUUUCAGUUCUUUGCCACAAGAAGGUUGUUCUCCAGUGGUGGAGGCUGGUACAGGCCACAGAACACCCAUGCCAAUCUUUUGGACAAGUACUGGACCAAGCUGCAAAUGGGAAACAUGACCAGAGAGGAACUGAAGGAGGUGCUACUUAAGAAGUAUCCAAACCUAACUGUGGUGGUGGAGCGUCUGCUUGACAUCUACUGCCAUCUGACUGGAGACAAACACCAGGCAACAGAGCUGAGUCUGCUGCGUAACCAAGGAAACCCCCAGCAGCCCGAAGUGGGCCAGCACAGGCCGGAAGGCGGGGCUGCGGGGCUGGAAGGGAGAGGGCUGUCCUUGAGGGACUUACUGAAGUGGUGCGAAAGGAUCAGAAACAACUUCAGCAGCACCUCCUCUGCCACAACACACAAUGUCUUUCUGGAGGCUCUGGACUGCUUCACCGCCAUGCUCUCGAGUGCAGAGAGCAGGCAGAGGAUGGCAGAGGCUAUCGGAAGCAGGCUGAAUAUCUCCAAAGAGAAGGCCCAGCACUUCUGCCAGAUGUACCUGCCCAGCAUCACUGUGACCGAGGCGGAGGCCACCGUGGGCAGGGCCAUCCUCAGCCGGAGACAGAAUGAUGUGGUCCGGCUCUUCACAGAGAGGCAGACGUUUGCAGCCACGCGACCCUCCUCGGUGCUGUUGGAGCAGCUGGCCGUGUGCGUGAACAAGGGAGAGCCCAUUCUGCUGGUGGGGGAGACCGGCACAGGCAAGACCUCCACCGUUCAGCACCUGGCCGGUCUCACAGGACACAGGCUGCGGGUGGUGAACAUGAACCAGCAGAGCGACACGGCAGACCUCCUUGGAGGAUAUAAACCUGUCGAUCACAAGCUGAUCCUCCUGCCCCUCCGCGAGGCCUUCGAGGACCUGUUCUCCCAGACCUAUUCCCGCAAGCAGAACGAGACUUUCCUGGGCCAUGUGCAGACCUGCUUCAGGGGCAAACGUUGGCAGGACCUUCUGAAGCUGAUGGACCAUGUGUGCAAGUCCGCCAUCACCAAAGAGCUGCAGAAGAAACCAAAUGCAGCCUUUCUCAAAGACCAGUGGGAGGCUCUGACACUCAGACUGAAUCAAACCCAGCAGCAGAUCAGAGCCAGCGAGUCUGCGCUGGUUUUUGCCUUUGUGGAGGGAACACUGGCCCAAGCUGUGAAGAGAGGGGAGUGGAUUCUCCUGGACGAGAUCAACCUGGCAGCGGCUGAGACGCUGGAGUGUCUAAGUGGUCUUCUGGAGGGUACUGCAGGGUCCCUGGUGCUGCUGGACCGAGGAGACACAGAGCCUCUCGUUCGUCAUCCAGACUUCCGCCUGUUCGCCUGCAUGAACCCAGCCACCGAUGUGGGGAAGAGGAACCUGCCUCUGGGCAUCAGGAACAGGUUCACAGAGCUGUAUGUGGAGGAGCUGGAAAAUGAAGCAGACCUGAGGAUCCUGGUCGCAGACUACCUUAGAGGCUUGAAUAUCCACAAGAGCUCCGUCAACGGGAUAAUAAGCUUCUACUUGUCAGUCCGAAAGGAGGCCCGGUCCCGGCUGACGGACGGAACCGGACACAAGCCACACUACAGCCUGCGGACGUUGUGCAGGGCCCUGAAGUAUGCCGCCGCCAACCCCUGCUACAGCGUCCAGCGGUCACUUUACGAGGGCUUUUGCCUGAGUUUUCUCACCCAGCUGGACCGAAGCUCCCACCCAGUAGUCCAGAAGCUGGUGUGUCAGCACAUCUUGGAUGGAAACGUCAAGUGUGUGAAACAGCCCCUCCCAGAGCCCCGAGGCCUCCCCUGUGUCCACAUGGAGGGCUAUUGGGUGGCCCAGGGGGAGAUGGAGCCAGCUGUAGAUCACAGCUACAUCCUUACCCAGUCUGUGAAGCUCAACCUUCGUGACCUGGCUCGAGUGGUGUCCGCCGGGUCCCACCCAGUGCUGAUCCAGGGGGAGACCUCUGUUGGGAAGACCAGCUUGAUCCGGUGGCUGGCAGCAGCCUCAGGAAACCAGUGCGUGAGGAUCAACAACCACGAGCACACAGACAUCCAGGAGUACAUCGGCUGCUAUGCUUCCGACAGCAGUGGGAAGCUGGCCUUCAGAGAAGGCAUUCUCAUCGACGCAAUGCGCAAAGGCUACUGGAUCAUCCUGGAUGAGCUGAACCUGGCUCCCACUGAUGUUCUGGAAGCUCUAAACAGACUGCUCGAUGACAACAGAGAGCUCUUUAUCGCCGAGACGCAGGAAGUGGUCAAAGCUCACCCGAGAUUCAUGCUCUUUGCCACCCAGAAUCCACCUGGUCUCUAUGGAGGCAGAAAGGUGCUUUCCAGAGCCUUCCGGAACCGUUUUGUGGAGCUGCACUUUGAUGAGCUCCCCAGUGCCGAGCUGGAGCUUAUUCUGCACAAAAGAUGCAGCCUGCCCCCCUCCUACUGCAGCAAGCUGGUCAUGGUCAUGCAGGACCUGCAAUCACUGCGUAGGGGAUCCACGGUGUUUGCCGGAAAGCAUGGCUUUAUUACCCUGAGAGACCUUUUCCGUUGGGCCGAGAGGUAUCGGUUAGAGGAGCAGACCGACUCCUCCCACGACUGGCUGCAGCACCUGGCUGACGAUGGCUACAUGCUGCUAGCAGGCCGUGUGCGGAAGGCAGAGGAGGCAGCCACUAUUCAGGGAAUCCUGGAGAAGCACUUCAAGAGGAAAGUGAAUCCAGAGGCUCUGUUCUCCGAGGAGCGUCUCGCCAGGCAGUUCAGUCCUUUCGUGGAGAGCUUGGCCGACAUGCCCGAAGAGUUCCGGCACGUGGUGUGGACGCAGGGCAUGAGGAGGCUGGCGGUGCUGGUGGGGCGGGCACUGCGUUUCGGGGAGUCUGUCCUGCUGGUGGGAGACACCGGGUGUGGCAAAACCACAAUCUGCCAGUUAUUUGCGGCUCUGGCGGGACAGAAUCUCUUCUCCGUGAACUGUCACCUGCACAUGGAGACUUCGGACUUCCUCGGUGGGCUGCGUCCCGUUAGACACAGGGGGACUGAAGAGGCGGAUUUUGAAGAUGGGCGUUUAUUUGAGUGGCACGACGGCCCCCUGGUGCUGGCAAUGAAAGAGGAGGGCAUUUUUCUGAUGGAUGAGAUCUCGCUGGCAGAUGACUCUGUGCUGGAGAGGUUGAACAGCGUACUGGAAACUGAGAAGUCCCUGGUGCUUGCAGAGAAAGGCAGCGGAGAAGACGACGACGUGGAGCUCAUCACUGCCGGCCCAAGCUUCCGUCUCCUGGCCACCAUGAACCCAGGCGGGGACUUUGGGAAGAAAGAGCUGUCGCCCGCACUGAGGAACCGGUUCACUGAGAUCUGGUGUCCCCAAAGCAAUGGCCGCAGUGACCUGCUGCAGAUUAUCCAGCACAACCUGAGACCUGGACUGUCCCUGGACCACCAGGACCACCAAGGCAAAGACAUCGGCGAGCUCAUGUUGGACUUCAUCGACUGGCUGACCAGCGAGGACUUUGGGCAUCGGUGCAUCGUGAGCGUGCGGGACAUCCUGUCGUGGGUGCACUUCCUGAACCUGGUGUGCGAGCGGGACGAGGGCUCUCUCAUGAUGACGGAGGAGGAAGAGGAGGAGGAAGAGGUGGAGUGGGACCUCAGGCUUGACACGGUGACUGCGUUUGUGCACGCGGCCUGCCUGGUGUACAUCGACGGAAUUGGCUCGGGCACGACUGUGUCUGCAGCAGAAGUCUCCCUGUUGGCUCGUCAGGAGUGUCUGAGUUUCCUUCGGAAGAAACUGGGCAGGAUCACCCACCUGGAUGAGGACAUGAUGGAUGCCUUCAGGAUAUAUGACACCAGCAUGCCCAGGGAGCCACAGUGGGGGGAGGACUUCUUUGGCAUCGAACCCUUUUACAUCCCUGCAGGCCCUGAGUGUGAGGCCCGGAGCCUGUCGGACUACGCCCUGGCGGCAGGCACCACAGCAGUGAACGCCCAGCGGCUUCUCCGCGCCCUGAAGCUCCAGCGGCCCGUGCUGCUCGAAGGGUCUCCCGGUGUGGGCAAGACCAGCCUGGUCGCUGCCUUGGCAAAAGCAUCUGGCAACCACCUGGUCAGAAUAAAUCUGUCUGAGCAGACGGAUGUGACUGACUUGUUUGGGACAGAUCUACCUGUGGAAGGGGGGAAGGGGGGAGAGUUUUCGUGGCGUGAUGGCCCCCUUCUGGCUGGACUGAAGGCUGGCCACUGGAUUGUCCUGGAUGAGUUGAAUCUGGCCUCUCAGUCCGUGCUGGAGGGGUUGAAUGCCUGCUUCGACCAUCGAGCGGAGAUCUACAUCCCUGAGCUGGGCAUGAGUUUCCUAGUACAGCAUGAGAAGACCAAGAUCUUUGGAUGCCAGAACCCAUUCACCCAGGGCGGGGGGCGCAAGGGGCUACCCAAGUCCUUCCUCAACCGGUUCACUCAGGUGUAUGUCGACCAACUCUCCUGUGAAGAUAUGGAAUUCAUUGCAGACUCCAUCUUCCCUGCCAUAGAUGACCACAUCAUCUGUAAAAUGGUGCAGUUCAACAACCAGCUUGUUGAGGAAGUGGUCAUGGAAAGGAGGUGGGGCCAGAAAGGAGGCCCCUGGGAGUUCAACCUGCGUGACAUGUUCCGCUGGUGUCAGCUGAUGCAGGCCGACCAAUCCCCAGGCUUCUACAACCCGGGUCAACAUGUUGGUUUGGUGUACGCCGACCGCAUGAGGACAGAGGCAGACAAGGCCCAGGUGUUGACUGUUUUUAGGAAAGUUUUCGGUGAGGACUUUGAACCUUACACUGGAUCUCGGCAAUUUCACAUCACCCCUCUCAAUCUACAGGUGGGGUUCUCAGUCCUUCCUCGCAGUGGGAGCCCCCCAGUAGCUCUGGACCCCCCGCUCUCACUGACCCACCAGGCGUUGCGGCCGCUGGAGUCUCUGAUGAAGUGCGUGGAGAUGAGUUGGAUGGCGGUGCUGGUGGGGCCCACGGCCAGUGGGAAGACCAGCCUGGUGCACCUCCUGGCCCUGCUGACCGGGCACCGCCUCAGGGUGAUGGCCAUGAACAGCGCCAUGGAUACCACUGAACUGCUGGGAGGCUUUGAGCAGGUGGACAUCAUGAGGCCAUGGAAGCAGGUUAUUGAGAGUGUGGACUACAUGAUUGCCAUGGUGACCCGACGAGGCUUGAUGUCACUGGACGGAGCUCUCCAGGACACAGAGUUCCUAUUGAGGAACUGGAGCGUGUUCCAGAGGUCGCUGAAGGAGGAGGAGCGCGAGCGACCGGAAGGGGGUGUCAGCUUUGAGGCCGUCAACAAGUUGGAGGUCAUCCUCGUGCUGCUGCAGAAACUCAACACCAAGCUGAAGGUGUUCACAGACAUGUCCAAGUUGCAGCUGGACUUCACACAGCUGAAGGAAAAGCAUGCCCAGCUGCAGGACGGGUGGAGCCACGGAGGUUUUGAGUGGCUGGAUGGGAUGCUGGUUCAGGCCCUGCAGGCUGGAGACUGGCUCCUCAUGGACAACGCAAACUUCUGCAGCCCGUCUGUGCUGGACCGCCUGAACGCACUACUGGAGCCUGGAGGAAUCCUUACCAUCGGCGAGCGCGGGGUCAUCGACGGCACAACCCCCAGCAUCACCCCACACCCUAACUUCAGAUUGUUCCUCACCAUGGAUCCCAUCCAUGGCGAGAUCUCCAGAGCCAUGCGGAACCGGGGGGUGGAGAUCUACAUCCCAGGGGAGCACGAGGGGACAUGCUGGGACACCUUGGACCUGAAGACCCUGCUCCACACAGCAGGGGUGGCAGGAGACUGCGUGUGCGAUCUGCUGUCUGCUGUUCACACGGACAUCAAAGCUAGCAUCUGGGAUUCUCCAGUGUCAUCAGUCUCGUCGCUACUCCACGUGGCCGCUCUCCUGUCAGGCCAGCUGCAGAGGGGGGUGGACCUGCCCAGUGCCUUGCAGCAAGCCUGCGCGGAAGUGUACUGCCUCAGCCAGCGCACGUCCACCAGUCAGAAGGAAGCUCACAAGAUUAUUGAGAGGCACCUCUCCACCCUGGACUCAGCGGACUGGGGGAGCGAGCUGCUGUGUGCAGGGGUGUGGCCCGACAGGGUCCCCUCCGCCCUGCUCUCUACCGAAGACUCCUGCUUCUCCAUGGUCCUGCGGGAGAGCCAGAUCCUCUCCUUCUGCCUCAACACCCUCAGCCUGGAGGGCAAGAGGAGCCGACCGCUCACACUCGACGACCUCCAGAGAUCGCUGCAGGGUGGCGGGUCGCUGGAAGGUCACCUGUUUGCCAGGGGCAGCGCAAAGGAAGGAGCGAGCGAUGCUCUCCGUCUGCUCCCCACAGCUGUGCGUCUGCUGACGGAGAGGGCCUCAUACAGCGACUGGAUCCUGAGGACCAGCUGGCUGUCUCACCUGGCCAAGAGCUACAAACACACACCAGACGCGGUGCUCGUCCACCUUGAGGCCGGGACCAAAGCCCUGAAGGCCGUGUUCAGCAGCAAGCUCAGCACGAAGGGCAAGCACCUGACUGAGCUCCUGCAGCCGCACAGCACAGAUGACUACAGGAUUCUGGUGGACAUGCGAUGGAACAAACAGUACCUGGACAUCCUGGCCAACACCUGCAGUUUUGAGGAUGAGGAGAGAUACAUGGAGUUCAUGGAAGCUUUGAAUGCAGUCGCAAACAGAAUAUCACUGCUGAUGGACAGAGAAGAGCAGAGCACUGUGGACUGUGCAGCAGUGAAGAUAUCAGCACAUAACAGCGCUCUGAGGCUGGCCACAGCUUUCACUAAAGGGACUAUGGACUUGGGUCACCUGCCCCACCCGGUGCUGGUGCACCUGCGCUCGUUCUUCGACAUGUGGGACUCUUUUGUGUUGCAGGCCGUGCAGACUGGCCAGCCCUACAUUUCAGACCACCUCAUGUUCGAGAUCCUGCAGCUCCUGCGAUGGCGAGACCGUUUCUGGGACGCCUGUAACUCGCAGGCCCCCGACACUCGGGGGGUGUCUGUCCUCUCCCUGCACUGGCAUUGGGUGCAGAAACACCUCAUAUACAGACUGCCCCAGCUGCUUCUGGGAGACGGCAACUACGAUGGUCAGCAGGAACUCCAGGCCGUGUCCACUGGUAUCCAGAGCGCUCUGUCCAGCUCUUCCUUCGUAGCGUCUGAUCUGAAGGCGGUACAGAAGGUUCUGGGAAAACCACUUCCAUUUAAGCUGCAGUCUGUGGCCGAAUGUGCUUCUCGACUGAGGGUCUUGAGCGGGGCGCUAGACGUGGCUGACCUCCGGCUUGACUGCAGCUUGUCCCUGUGGAGGCAGGAGGUCCUCCGUCUUCAGGGUGCUGCUCUGGGGAUGGAGACCAAGGAAAGUCUGCUGGAAGCCUGGGGCCUUGUCCUGCAAGCCAACCACCAGCUUGAGCCAAUGAAUACAGGUGUUUUGGAAAGGCUCAUUUCCUGUGUGGAGGAGCAACAGGGUCACAUGGUCUCCUGCGGCCUCCUGGAGCCCAACUCUGCAGUUUCGCUCUGCGAGGGGGGCCCCGUGGACAGGCCCGCCCCUGGCCGGGACGUCUUGCUGAAACUGAGCCGCCGGGCACAGCUGUGGCCCCUGCUGGAGGAGCUGGCACUGCUGAACCAUCUGAGGCUCACCGCCAACGUGCUGCAGCUCUCACCCCCGCACGGGGACAGCCAGCCCGAGGGGAGCUUGCGUCGGGAUCUGUCUCAGCACCAUCGCUUCUGUCUGCACUCCACCCCCAUGAACGUGCGGCAGCUCCAGCCCCUCUGGUUCCUCCUGCGCAGCGAGAGGCCAGCAGAGGAGCUGCAGUUUGUCUGGUGUGAUCUGCUGUCGGAAGCCCUGGCGGCAUUCUGGAACACCAGCGUGACCUCCGACCCUGAGCGCUGGUUGAAGUGGAGCCCCCUGUCUUCUGAAGAACAGAAGACCCAACGGUCAAAGCUUGGACCUGCAGACACAGGCCCUGGUAUGGUGAAUCGGGCGGUGUGGUCUAGGUGUGUGAUGGAGGUGCUGAGCAGUAGUGAGGUCGGAGGUCGCUGGGACCCCGCGGGGACGGCUCUGCUCUCCUCCUCACGUGUCACUCUGGGGGAGUGGAGGGAGAGGACCAAACAGCUACAGGACCUCAGCGCCGUGCUGUGGGACAACAUGGCCCUGCCAGCCCUGGCUGACUUCAGGAGCACAGAUCUGCGUCUGCAGGGCGUGGUGCUGCGCCGGCAGCUGCAGGCCCUGUCCGAGCUGCUCCCCCCGGGCCAGCAGGAGAGCUACGCCGAGAGCGUGGAGGGUCUGACCGGGGGAGACGACCCGGAGGCCGCGGCCCAGGAGGUGCAGGUGGCCCUCAGCGACGGGCUGCCCGCCCAUCAGCUCCCAGAAGGCUUCGUCCCCAUGGCCACCACCUGCCUGCAGCAGUUCGUCCAGAACCGUGACAGCGAGGCUGUGCAGCUGGCCCGCUCGGGCGUGUUCUGGGUCAACAUGGGCCUGCUGCAGAUCCAGGUGUGGAGCCCGCAGACCAUCUUCGACCCGGCGGUGAAGCGAGCCUACAAACUGACCUACGCCCGGGAGGAGCUGGCCCUGCUGCAGGAGGAGUGGAGGGGCCGGAGCCUGUCCUCUCAGCUGCUGACAGGGGCAGAGCUGGAGGAAAGCAGCACCACGGAUGGCUUCCAGCAUCCACGAAUCAGGUACCUGUGGAUCCGCAUGCAGCAGGUGAAGGAGCAGAUCGCCGAGCUGUCCCGGAAGCAGGCGUGCCGCCCCAGCGACCCGCAAUACGAGCGGCUGUACCAGGACCUGCAGCACUACCUGGGCAGCAUAGGGCAGCCGGCCGCAGUCAAGGGCCUGCUCUCCCACCUGCUGAAGGCCCUCCCCGGGCCCGGCGCCAAAUCGAGGUCGGGGAUCCAGGGCCUGCUGAAGGAGGAGGCCGUGUGGCAGACGUCGCAGCACCGCUUCGUGCAGAGGCUGCUGGAGGAGUACCCCCUGUACCCGGACGUGGUGGGACCCCUGCGCACGGCCAUCCUGCAUCUGAGGCACGGCAUGAGGCUGGUGGCCUCCCAGCUCUCCGCCUCCCUGGCGUCCCUGCCGGGUCUCCCCAAAAUGGUGUCCUGCCUUCUGGCCUUCCCCGCGCACCCGCCCGGCCUGCCCACAUACCUGGCCCGGGCCGACUACCUCUGCUCCAGGCCCUGCCUGGAGGUCCUCAGGGGCCUCAGGAGGCAGCUCUCUCAGGAGGAGCCCGACAGGGUGGUCCCGGAGCCCUCCACCCUGCUCCUGGUCGCCCUCCUGUACGUGCAGUGCCACGCCCUGUCCACGGGGCAGCUGGGACAGGACACCCUCCAGAUAUUCAGGCACAUCUGUCAGGCGCUGGUGAACGAGUGGGACGAGCAGGAGCGGCGAGCGCUGGAGCGUGAGCGGCUGGAGGCCAGCCUGUACCGCAGCCGCAGCCGACAGCACGGGACAGGCCUGAGUGAGGAGGAGCAGGAGGAGAGGGACUUCAGACGCAGCUUCCCCCAAUACGACAAGGACUUUGCUGACGUGACCUCCCAGCCCAGCCUGGAGCAGCCAGAGCAGGCGGGGGCAGUGGAGGAGGAGCUGGAGGAGUCUGCCGAGGGCGGGUCUCUGUCUCUGGCCUGCUUGCACACGGUGGUGCAGAUCCACCAGCACCUCUGUCUGGGCUUCUCCCGCUCGCUGUGGUACCAGAGCAGUACGCCGGCCAAUCACAGCAAAGAUCACAUAAACGCGCUGGUCUCAUCCUAUCAGAUAACAGCUCCGGUGAUAACGCGCUUCUAUCACCUACUGGAUUCGGAGAUGGACCAGCAGCUGGUGGGCUCCCAGCUGUUCCUCUGCACCCUGCUGCAGAACACGGUUCGGGGUGCCGGGGGCCAGGGGGCCCUGCUCCUGCAGAACGAUGGGCCCUACGACUUCUACCAGCACCCCAACAUGAGCGAGGCGCGGCUCUGCCUGCCCGUCCUGGAGCAGCUGUCCGUGGCCGUGAGGUACAGGCUGGAGGAGUGGCCUGAGCACCCUGCCCUCGUGCAGCUCACGGUGGUGAUGGAGCGAAUCCUGGCCUUCAGCCUCUCAAGCCCUCUGGCCAAGUUUCUCAACGGCCUGGAAAUCCUUCUGAGCAAAGCACAAGACUGGGAGAGCAACGCCAGCCGGUCCGUGUCUCUGAGGAAGGAGCUCGAACCCGUCACCCAGCUCAUCAUCCAGUGGCGCAAGCUGGAGCUCAACUGUUGGUCCAGCAGUCUGGACAAUGCCCUGAAACGCCACACAGAGAAGUCUACUAAACACUGGUUUUCCAUCUACCAGCUGAUUGAGAGACACCUACAGGAGCACAACCCUGACACCAUCACAGCAGAGGGCGAUGUGGAGGACCUGUCUCUGUCCUCCGUGUCCUCCACACUGCAGGCCUUCAUGGAGGGCUCCACCCUGGGACAAUUCCACACCCGCCUGACCAUGCUUCUCGCCUUCCACUGCCACCUGCUGCUGACUCCCACGGCGGAAGGACAAGCCUCUCUCUCUAGCCUCCUGUGGAACUUGUACAAGUACUACUCCCAGUUCUCAGAGAGCAUUCAGACCAAAGUCACCCAGCUCCGGCAGCCCAUUGAGAAAGAGCUCAAGGACUUUGUGAAAAUCUCCCGGUGGAAUGAUGUCAGUUUCUGGUCCAUAAAGCAGUCAGUUGAAAAGACCCACCGAACCCUCUUUAAGUUUGUGAAGAAGUUUGAGGCUGCGCUGAGCACCCCUUGUGCCCCUGCGCUGGUGGAGCAGGGCAGCAAUGCCAGCAUGGACAGCGUGGAUCCCCGUCCAGAGGAGACCCCUCUCCAUAGAGUCCAUCGUGCGCUGAAGAGUGCCCUCCCGGGGCGGGGCAGAGAUCUGCAGGUGGAUGACCAAGAGGAGGUGCCAUCAGGGUUGGAGCCCUUGUCCCUGCAGGGCCGCCUGUCCUUCCUCACCAAGAGGAUGAGGAAGAUGUGUGUGCAGCUAGUGAAGAAGGGCCCACUGCCUGAACUGUCCGAGGAUCUGGACCAAUUCACAGCUGAAAUCAUCACAAAUGUCCAGGAACUCCAGAGCCUCACCGUUGACCGAUCAGCAGAGAAAGAGAGGCAGAAGUCAGAGGUCAAGCACAUUCUCCAGCAGAAGCAGCGCGCCCUGUCCGACCUUUUCAAGAUGCUCGCUCAGAUCGGUCUCUCAUACCGUAAAGGCCUGACCUGGAUCCGAACAGCCGACCCUGAGGAAACACUAUGUCUACAACCGCUGGAUCUGACCACUGCCCUGUCUGCGGCCAGAACCGAGGAAGGGACAGAAUCUACGCUGUUUACCGAGAUGGCGGCUGCGUGGGACGGGUGUCAGAAGUACUUCUACAGGUCGUGGGCCCGGCGGUCUGCACUGCAGACAGCACUCCAGGCCGCUGCCAAGGAGCUGGGCCUGGGUAAUAUAGAGCGCUGUAGAGGCUUCUCCUCCCACCUCUUCAAGCUGCUGCUGAGACAGAGGAGGCGUCUGGCCAAGCUCACGGAGCAGUGGGUCCAGCUCAGGAGGCUCAUCCGCUGCAUACAGGACGUUCAGUCCCACCUGGGAAGUGCCGGGGAGGGGGAGGUCACGGGGCCACUGCCGCCGCAGGAGGCCCUCUUGGGCUGGACGGACCGGGCGCGGACACUGGCCACGCAGAGUGCCGCGGCCCUGGAGCAGCUGUCCUGGGUGCUGCGGUGCCGGCCCGAGGGGGAAGCCCCAGCCGAGGGGGAGGUGAGGCAGGCUGAGCCCACACUCAGGCACCCCUCCCCACUGGACACGCAGUGCCAGCCGGCCGCGUGCCGCACGAGGAGGGGAGACCCGGGCUGGACCCAGCUGAACCAGAGGGUGGCGGGGACGCUGACCCAAACCCAGGCCCUCAAGACGGAGCUGGACGGCCUGGCGGUGCUGUCCGCCGGCGAGAAGACCCUGCAGACCUGGACCCACUUCAGGGUGUGCAGCUCUGUCCUGGGCCGGCUGGGUGCCGUGGCCAGCCUGAUGCUCGACGUAGAGCGGUUCUUCACCCCGCCCGUGCUGGAGGGAGUGGUGGGCAGCCACACCCAGCCCGCUCUGGUCCGCAGCCUCCGCCACGUCCGGGGUGAGGUUGAGGCCAGUUUGGCUGAGUUCAGCACCUGGAGGAUGCAGGCGCUCUCUCUGAGCCACACCCAGAAAGAUUUACCACAGGGCUUCUCCUCCGAGUUCUCCGAUCAGUUGGACAGGACUAUCAACAGCGUGCUCUGUGCAGUACAGAGCCUGGUGAAGAGGAGGGAAAUGCCUGAGGAGGAAGAGCAGGAGUCAAAGCCAGGGGGCCAGGAGGAGCUUGAGGAGGACCUGCUGAAGACGGGUCACCUGACCAAGCUGCUGGAGGAGGAGCUGGGCACGGAGGUGUCUUCCCUCGCUCUGCAGGAGGUCAGCGGGGCACUGGAGCAGCUGCUGGAGAGUCUCAGGGCGCAGAGAGAGACCUGCCCCCCUCAGCAGAUCCAGGAGCUGGACGGGGCCUGCAGGUCGCUGGUGCGUCUGCAGCCCAUGCUGGGGGUGUACUCCGAGCUGGUGCGCUACUACGUGGCUGUGUCUCUGGGGGCCCACAGGAGCACAGGGAAGAUGCUGUCUGUCCUGGCCAGCAUCUUCACAGAGCUGGCGCAGAAGGGCUUCUGUCUGCCUCAGGAGCUCAUGGAGGGCGGUGACGGUGAGGGCGCCACGCAGUUCCACGACAACGAGGGUGGAGGAAUCGGAGAGGGGGAGGGCUGCAAAGACGUCAGCGACAAGAUCGAGAACGAAGACCAGGUGGAGGACACCUUCCAGGAAGGGCAGGAGAAGAAGGAGGAGGAGCAGGAUAAGAGAGACGUCAAAGAGGAGGACAACGCAAUCGAGAUGUCGGAGGACUUUGACGGGAAGAUGCACGAUGGGGACAGGGAGCCUGGGGAGGACGAUGAGGAAGAGUCCGACAAAGAGGAUGAAGAGCUGGAUAAGAAGAUGGGCGACCUCGGCGAGGGUCAGACCGACACACUGGACGAGAGAUUGUGGGGCGAUGAGGAUGGCGACGACGACCUCGACGGCAGCGACAAGGAGGAGGAGUCGGGCCAAGGGAUGGAUGAGGGGGAGUCAGAGCUGGUGGCCAAUGAUGACAAUCUGGGUGCAGACCCCAACAAAGACGAUAAGAAGAGGCAGAAUAAAGACGAAGAGCAGGAAGAGGCUGAGGAGGGGAAGGAGAAAAUUCAUGAGCAGCAAGAUGAGCGGGAGUUUGAUGAGAACGAGGUGGACCCCUACCACGGCCAGCAGGACAAGAAGCCUGACCCUGAAGCAAUGGAUCUCCCAGAUGAGCUCAACCUGGACAAGGAGGAGGAGCAGGCUGGGGAAGAGGAUGGAGAAGGAGAAGGAGAGGAGGAAAAUCCAUUUGACAUAGAGGAGAAGGCCAAAGAGCUGGAGGAUAAAGAUGGAGGCGAAAAAGAGGGAGACGAGGAAGGGGUGGAGGAGAUGGGAGAGGACCAGCAGGACGGCCAAGGGGAGGAACAGGACCCGGAGAAGGAGAACGGCGAGGAGGGUGAGGAGGGAGGCGAACAGGAAGAGGACAAGCAGGCAGAAACUGAAGACACUACAGAGAAAGAGGAGCCAAUGGAGGAGGAGGAAGAACAAAAACAGGGUCAGGAGGUUGGGAAGGAGGAGGACAAAGCCAUUCCUACCGAGGAAGGCCUGCAGCCCAAGGAGGAGGAUGAGGAAGGUGCGGGAGAGGACAAAGAGCAGCCUGAGCCAGUAGAGAGGAAGGAGCACGGCACGGAUGGUCAGACGGGAGAGGAGAACAUGCAGAGUGACACCGCCGUGGAGCUCGCUGGGGCCGCCUCAGAGAGAGACCAGGCUAAGGAGGAGCAUGGGAGUGGGGCAGCAGACGCCAGCCAAUCAGAAGGGCACGAGUCUAAGCUGAUGGCCCGAGUCUCCCUGCCGAGGCAGAGCCAGAGCAAGACUCAGAGCUUCAAGCGGAAGCCCGGCCAGGCGGACAACGAGCGGUCCACGGGUGACCGGAACGAACACGUCAGCAAACGGCUGCGCACGGUGGAGAGCGGGGAGGACCGGCAGCGGGACCGCAACCAGGCCGAUGCACGGCAGGAGUCCGACCUGUACGAGCACAUCAGGGAGGGGGAUCAGGCCUACGACACUCAGACAUACGAUGCUGCCAGUACGGACCAGCAGAAGCCUGCAGGAGCCCAGAAGGAGGAAGAUCAAGAGGAGGAAGAUGACAUUGCCAUGGAUGCACAGGAAGAGGACCUUCAGGCUGUGGAUGCCAAGGAGCUGAAGCCAGAGCAGUUGGACUCUGCUAAAUCCAAACAGAAAGGCCUGGAGAGAACCGAGCUGGAGCCUCAGAGAAUUGGGGAUGAAGAGGAGGAUGAGGAUGAGGAGGAGAGGUCAGAGGGCAGGUGGGAUAAGGGAGAAGACCGUCCUGAGAGGAGCUGGGAGUCCACCAUCCACACGGUACCUGAGCUGCUGAUGGACACCGCACAGCCUCCCCUCAGAGACCCGGAGGAGCUGAGGAAGGAGCUGGAGCUGCAGCUGGAGGCCUGGCAGAGACAGACUCCCGGGGACCAGGAGGAGGAGAGCGCCGCGGCCGGAAUGUGGCGCCAGUACCAGCUGCUGACCUCGCCCCUGUCCCAGCAGCUGUGCGAGCAGCUCCGGCUCAUCCUGGAGCCCACCCUGGCCGCCAAGCUCAAGGGCGAUUUCCGCACCGGGAAGCGGCUGAACAUGCGGAAGGUCAUCCCCUACAUCGCCAGCCAGUUUCGCAAGGAUAAGAUCUGGCUGAGGAGGACCAAACCCAGCAAGCGGGAAUACCAGAUUUGCCUGGCCGUGGAUGACUCCUCUAGUAUGAUUGACAACCAUUCAAAACAGAUGGCUUUCGAGUCCCUGUCAGUCAUUGUCAACGCUCUCACUCUUCUGGAGGUGGGACAGGUGUCCGUGUGCAGCUUUGGAGAGACCGUGCAGCUGCUGCAUCCCUUCCAUCAGCAGUUCAAUGACCAAUCAGGAGCCAGAAUACUGAGGCUGUGUCAGUUCCAGCAGAAGAAAACCAGAAUAGCCCAGUUCUUGGAGAGCUCAGCCAACAUGUUUGUAGCAGCUCGACAUCAGUCCUAUGGCUCUAGCAGUACAGAAACCGCACAGCUCCUGCUCGUCGUGUCCGAUGGGAGGGGGCUGUUCUUGGAGGGGAAGGAGCGGGUCACGGCCGCUGUGCAGGCAGCCCGGCGCUCCAAUGUCUUCGUCAUCUUUGUGGUGCUCGACAACCCCAAUUCACGGGACUCCAUUUUGGACAUCAAAGUGCCCAUCUUCAAAGGGCCAGGAGAGAUGCCGGAGAUUCGCUCCUACAUGGAGGAGUUUCCUUUCCCCUUCUACAUCAUCCUGCGGGAUGUCAACACGCUUCCUGAGACCCUGAGCGACGCCCUGAGGCAGUGGUUUGAGCUGGUCACGGCGACAGACCAGUAGAACCGCGCAGGACCGCACAGAACCGCACAAACAUCACUCUGCUGCUAGCUAGCCCUCCGGACACGGAGGCUCCUGGACAGACCGGCCGCUCACUGUACAUGUGCCUUUUUCUUUCUAGCGUUUUAUUAAUCAUCGCAAUUUGAUAGCAACUUCUUACGUCCUCCUAGUCUUUAAGAAGACGCGUUUCAUGUUCGGUGUUUAGAAAAAGAAAGGAAGGAAUGAAGAAGGAAAGAAGUAAAACAGAUGCUGAAACUUGCAUGUCUGAUGUCUGCACAGAGUGAAAAAUGUGAUCCGUUAAAUGUGAUGUCAUCUCAGGGCUGGAACGCAGCCCUGUGAGAUGGGAACUGUUUGAAUACCUCCUCCCCCGCAGUAUUUCCUACAUAUUAGCAAUCUUUUUAAAAUGAAAGUAGCUGUCAUGUUACAUAUACAUCCCAUCUAAAGUGAAUGGAGACUACCUGCCAAUAGUAGGAUUAGCUGUUGUCAUUCAUUUCAAUUUAUUUGCACAACUAUUUGCUGAUAUGACCCACACCAUGUUUAUGUGGCAAAGAAGCAUGUUGCUAUGGUCUUGAUCAAUUUAAACAGAUUCAAAAAAUGUGCCUUGAAUAAAAGUGACGACUCGUCAUUUAUUGUAAUCGGAAAUUCUUAGUCCGAUCCAAAUUUUUUGCACCGCUUCUUUUGCAAGGGAAAGAAAAUCAAUAUUUGCUGGACAUUGAAGGCAAUACCAAAUCAAGCGAGUAAACGGCUCCCUUUUGGAAGUCACACAUGUAUGAUUUUCAGUGUUAUUGACGAUUACUUUUAGAAAGCUUUGUUUGCCGGAAAGUUUGUAUUGUGAAUACAUUAAUGGCUGUAACCUGCAUUGGAUAGCUAAGCAUGGUAAUUUGUCCCAUACACCUUCAUGAACUAUACCCUUGAAUCCUGAUGAAAUGUAGAUACAUGUUAAGAAUAAAUUCAUUUUUUGAAUAGUG
Conger conger (European conger) is the source of this 17781-nucleotide messenger RNA. RefSeq names its product midasin AAA ATPase 1 (gene mdn1). The transcript is spliced from 101 exons. Bases 167 to 16816 code for a protein of 5549 amino acids. Lineage: Eukaryota; Metazoa; Chordata; Actinopteri; Anguilliformes; Congridae. Gene Ontology annotation, molecular function: ATP hydrolysis activity; ATP binding. The record is from RefSeq and is a predicted model, not a curated record. Gene Ontology annotation, biological process: ribosomal large subunit assembly; rRNA processing. Gene Ontology annotation, cellular component: preribosome, large subunit precursor; nucleus.